CUUGGCUCUGGUCUUGUUUUGGGAACCGAGCCCUCCCGUCUCAUCAAUCAAGUACGUACUUGAUGAUUGUUUCUAGAAUAAGUGUUAUCGACCUUAUGGAAUCGAGACUUACUCGCCUCCCAAUCCCUCGUCAAGCUGCUCUCCCUCCAGAAGAAGGCUACAUCACUCGCUGAGAGAUCACCCAAACCCAGAUUAAAAAUGCACGUUUACGUUCACAGCGCCAAUCCUUGGCUGGAUGGCCAUGUACAAGAAUGCAUCAAACGACAUGUACCGGAUGUUAUCUGUCAUAAGGAUUUUACCGAUAUACCAGAGGAUGCGGAUACUGUGUAUCAGCUUCUCAAUGGAUGGGAGCUGAACCAUCACUUCGCAGUGCUAAACAGAGCUAAAAAUGGACUCCUCAACGCAUAUCCCAACAGCGAUGCGUUGGCCCGAAAAGAUCACAUGGCAAGCGUCGUGGAUUACUGGAUCACGAAAAGACCUGAAAGCGUCCUCAAAGGUCACAGCCCUGCUACAGUGAAGCUAUCACUCGACUAUAGCGAGUAUGUCGAAGAUGCGCUAGCUGCAGCCGAUGAUUUAACUCUUCUGUACUCGCUUGAAGAUAACGAAGCAAAGGACUCGUCGGAACGAGAUUGGUGGAUUCUUAAACCUGCCAUGAUUGACUGCGGUCAUGGUAUCCGGAUAUUCAGCACCAUUGACGAACUAGCGGGCAACCUAGAGCUCGCUGCUGAUAUCUCCGACGAGGAUGAAGAAAGCGAGGAAGACGCUGAAACGCCGGAUACAAAGUUCGAGAGUGACGACAGCGCUGAGGGUUUCAAGCCAAGUCUGUCGGCGCCUGGACUUGACUCACUGGACGCCCUGAUCACAGCAACUGGAAAACUCUCCGCCAGCGGCACAAACAAGAUACAAGAUUUGGUCAUCGACGAAAAUGAGCGCAUUCCAUCAGCACUUCUGCGAGAAUUCGUUGCACAGCAAUACAUCGUCAACAUUCCACCCAUCGAUGGUCGAAAAUGGCACGUCAGAGCCUACGUCCUCUCCGUCGGACGUCUAAAAGUCCACGUCUUUAACGAAAUGCUGGCUUUACUAGCCCUUGACGACUAUAAACCUCCGUGGAAGAACCCCAGUCUCAAAUCAUCGUUGACCAACACUGCGCUGCAAGAUGAAGAGGAGUUCACCAGCAAAGAAUCAAUGCGGGACUUUUGGAAGAUUGACGAUGAUUUACUUCCCGGUGAUUGGAAGCAAAACGUCUUCAAUCAAGCUUGUCAAAUCUCAGGGGAGUUACUUCGUGCAGCCGCUCACACAAUGGCUGAUAAGUUCACACCAUUGAAUAAAUGCUUCGAGCUGUUCGCUAUUGACUUCUUGAUCGAUUCCAAAGGAACGGCGUGGUUAUUGGAAGUCAACGAAACCCCUGCAUUUUACGAACAAGGCUAUGCGGGCGAACUUGCGCAGCGGCUUAUGGAGUCGUUGAUCUGUGUGACGUUGGAGCAUAUGGGGAUGGCUGAUAUGGAGAGUGAGAAGAAUGUGCAGGCGAGGGGUCGUAUGGUGGAGGUUUUGGAUGCGACGAAGGAGUUGGCGAAGAGUAAUAUUACAGAGAUUCUGCCCGGUGCUUUAUAGAAGGGAUUGAAUCAAUAGAGGUUGUGUUUUCUUGAGGCCAGGCUGCAGACUAGGUAGAGAAGCGGUGCCCUCUAGCUGACAAGGGAC
Messenger RNA from Fusarium odoratissimum NRRL 54006, 1698 nucleotides. RefSeq lists its product as uncharacterized. Gene Ontology annotation, cellular component: P-body. The coding region runs from base 199 to 1611 and encodes 470 amino acids. The record is from RefSeq and is a predicted model, not a curated record. NCBI's taxonomy places the organism in Eukaryota, Fungi, Ascomycota, Sordariomycetes, Hypocreales, Nectriaceae. The transcript has a single exon. Gene Ontology annotation, biological process: protein modification process.